AUGCUUGAAUGGAGGGAAGCAUUUGGUGACCUCAACUCUACCUGCACAUUACCUCAGGGACUUCCUUCGAGUGUUGCUGUCAGUGUAUCGCUGUUUGCCUGACAUUCGGCAUAUUCAAAACUUGGCUAGCCGAGGUUGAACUCGAGACGGGUGCGACGCUGAAGGUCCUCCGAACCGACAACGGUGGCGAAUACUGUUCGAGAGCGUUCACAGAGUUCUGCAAGGCACGAGGCACUCGUCGACAAUACUCUAUCCCACGCACGCCUCAACAGAACGGUCGUGCAGAGCGGGUCAAUCGUUCCAUUGUCGAAGGCGUCCUUGCCCUCCUUGUCGACGCCCACCUACCCAAGACAUUCUGGGAGGAGGCUGCAGCUUAUUUCGUUUACUGCAAGAACCUGUGUCAACACGCGGCCCUGGACAAGGCAACACCAAACUCCGUCUGGCAGGGUGACCACACCACUGCCUCGGCGCUUCACCCGUUCGGCUGUACAGCUUGGCUUACGGUCGCGCCCGAACUUCGCUCCAAACUCGACCCGAAGGCGGUUCGCGUUCUUUUCACCGGCUACGACCUGGCUUCAAAAGCCUUUCGCUUCUACGACACUACAACACAGAAGAUUAUACUUGGCAGAAAUGCCACAUUCCUCGACACUGAAUUCCCCGGAUUACAUGGCGACCCCACUGAGCAAGACGGCGACCCCACUGAGCAAGACGGCGACCCCACUGAGCAAGACGGCGACACGCACUUCGCCAGCGCUCCCACCACCGAAUCUCAAACCGUUGUCAAGACAUGGACCCCACUAGUAAGGUCGGCGCACAUGGACGUCUCAUCCCCCCUUGAUGAUUCUGCCAUGAGCGCCGUUGACGUGGCCCCAGGGUACACUGGCGGAACCUUACUUAACUUCACAGAUGCCGAAUCGUCCUCGUCACCGUCGCCUGUGCCGUCCUCGUCACCGUCGCCUGCGUCGCCCUCAUCACCGUCGCCUGCGCCAUCGCCUGCACUUUCACCAUCGUCGGCUGCGUCAUCGUCACCCUCGGCCUUACCGACCGACUCUGAAGACUCCGCCGAUCCCCUUGACCUCCUCGGCUCACAGCCCCAGGUUCGCCUCGAUCUACAGGACGUGCACCACCCAGACUUCAGCACGUACCGCGAGCCCGCAUCGGCUGAGGAGUCGCCCGACGAACUCGACCUCAUUGGGCGCCACUCUCGCGACGAAUCUCCGGACGAAAUCGAUUUCCUCACCCGACACCACCGCGCCUUCAUCGCCAUCGACGACGACACCUCUGACACAGAGGCAGUUCAGCCAGUCAAGUCCAUCACGAGCGACCCACAGACCUGGCGCGAGGCGAUGUCUAGCGACAAGCGUGAAGUAUGGGCCAAAGCCGCCACCGACGAGUUCACCUCCAUGCGCGACGACUUCAAGGUCUUCACCAUCGAGGACCGAUCCACGGUACCAGCGGGUGCGACCAUCGUCACAUCCAAGUUCGUCUGGAAAACGAAACGGAAUGCACUCGGCGAAGUCACCGGCCACAAGGCACGGCUCGUGGCGCAGGGAAAUCGGCAACGCGACGGCAUCGACUUCAACGAAACCUUCGCACCAGUCGCACGCUUCUCCUCGAUACGCUCACUCCUCGCGCUGGCGGCCGCCAACGGCUUGCACGUGCACCAGGCGGACAUCGACAAAGCCUAUCUGCAUGGCGACCUUGACCAUGACAUCUGGAUGACGACACCGCGCGGCUUCGACCUUCCCACCGACAAGGUGCUUCGUCUGCGACGCUCCAUCUACGGACUCAAACAGGCUGGCCGAAUCUGGAAUCGACACAUCGACGCAUCGCUUCGAGAUCUCGGCUAUACGGCGACGGGCACCGACCACUGCGUGUACUCUCGGAUCGACGAUCGGCGACGCCCACACUACAUCGCGCUGUACGUCGACGACCUCCUGAUGAUGACAGGCAACGUCGGAGGGGAUGACGAUGACUACACGCGAGAGACGAGGGAGAGAGCGAGAGAGCGCGCGAAAGCGCGAAGGAGCGAAAGGGGUGUCGACCGAGGCGGCGGCAGUCGACCGAGAGGCAACCGCGGAGGAUACGCGGCUGCAAGGCUCGCAGCAAGUCCAGUGUACCGAACUAUGGUAGCCAACGAGGUCGGACAGAAGAGGGAGGGCAAACGAUCCAAGAAAUAG
Molecule: messenger RNA, 2180 nt
Organism: Microbotryum saponariae
Lineage: Eukaryota; Fungi; Basidiomycota; Microbotryomycetes; Microbotryales; Microbotryaceae
Source: the annotation of a GenBank genome assembly